This is a messenger RNA of Heterotrigona itama, 308 nucleotides long. Lineage: Eukaryota; Metazoa; Arthropoda; Insecta; Hymenoptera; Apidae. The record is from the annotation of a GenBank genome assembly.
AUGAGGCAUUUUCCCUCAUUAUAUAUACCAAGAGGAAAGAACCGAAUCCGAAGAUGUAUAAUUUGUAGCAAAAAUGACAAAAGAUUGGAAUCAGGAUAUGAAUGUAAAGAUUGUAAUGUUGGUUUAUGUAUAUCCUUGAUAUCCUUGAUAUAUCCUAUGUAUAUCCUUGUAGAUCCUUGUUUUAGAAUAUACCACACCAAAUUACAUUACUAACCGUUAUACGUAUAUUAAUAUAUUAUCUAAUUUGUAUUUCUUACUAAUUAUAAUAAACGUUUAUUCAUAUAGUCUGUAAAAGUAUAAAUAUCUAA